AUGGAGAUAUUUCUUCAAUUAAUAGGAUGGCAUAGACUUGCUGUUCCAUCAAGUUUAAGAUUAUUCAUUAAUGGAGAUAUUACACUUUUUAAUUGUGGUGAAAAUAUUCAACGUUUUUUAAAUGAACACAAAUUACAUUUGGCGAGAAUAAAAAAUAUAUGUUUUACUAAGAUUACUCCAGAAAGUAUUGGAGGUUUAAUUGGUCUUUUAUUAACAAUAGAUAAUAUAUCAGAUGGUGACAUAACAAUAUAUGGUCCUCAUCCUAUAGAAUGUAUUGUGAACAGUUUUAUGUCAAGCUUUGCAAAAAUGAAAAGUACUAAAGUUAAAGUUGUUCAAUUUGAAUUGAAUGUAUCAUCAGUAAUUAAUAUAAAGGGUAAUGUAGUAAUUACACCUAUAUUGAUAAAUAAGGAAAAAGAAACAAUAACAGAUAAUAACAUUCAACAGGAUUAUAUAACAAACGAAACAAAUGUUAAUAAUAAACGAGUUAUAAUGCAUAACAACAAUAAUAAUGAUAUCAACAAUAAUAAUGAUAUCAACAAUAAUAAUGAUAUCAAUAAUAAUAAUGAUAUCAAUAAUAUUAAUAACGAAAUAAACUUAAUUGUGGAGGAUAAUAAAACGUCUGAAAAUAAUUUUUCAGAAGAAAUAUAUUCUAAUAAUAUGUUAAAAAAAAGGAGAUUAGAAAUGUCACUUAAUGAUAUACCAAAUGAUAAUAUUUAUGAUAAUAAUAAAGAUUCCUUAAUUAUGAACAGUAUAAAACAAACAAUUGUGAAGGAAAAAAAAAAAAAAAAAGAAUUUCAAAAUAUUUGUUACUUAAUUGAGUGUCCUCAUACACCUGGAAAAUUUUAUCCAGAAAAAGCCAAAAAGCUAAAUAUUCCAUCAGGAAAAUAUUAUGGUAUAUUAAAAUCUGGAAAAUCUAUUACUAUAAAUAAUAGAACUAUACAUCCUGAAGAAGUAUGUGAUAAAAAUAUUGAUGGGAGGAAAACAUUAAUUAUUGAUUUAGAAAAUGAAAAUGAUAUUAAUGACUUAAUUAAUCAUCUUAAAUAUAAAGAAAUGUUAUAUUUAAAAAAUUUAGAAUAUAUUUUUCAUUUAUCAAAUGAAGAAAUUAUAAAUAAUAAAAUUUAUAAAGAUUUCUUUUUAGGUAUAAAAAAUGUAAAAAAUGUGAAAUGUAAUUUAUCAAACGAUUCAUUGAAAGUAUGUCCUUUCAUAGCUUCAUCUUCCUUAAAUAAUUUCCUUUCAAAAUUGUUGCCAAACAUUUUUUUAAAAUAUAAGGAGGACACUCCUAUUUAUGAUUUACCUUGUGAAACACCAAUUAAUGAGCAAACUGAGAAUGAUAAAGAAAAAAAACAAGCAUAUAAUAAUUUCAAUAAUAAUGGGGAUAUGCAAAAAUUACUUUCUAAUAAUAUCGAACUAGAUCAUCAAAAAAAAGAACAAGAUAACACAAUAUGUAAUAAUAAAUAUAAUAUAAAUGAUAAACUACAGGAACAAAAUGGUAGUUAUCUUAUUUUCAAUCCGCUAACCAAAUUCAUUUUGCAUCCUUAUCAUAAAAUUGACAUUUGUUUAAGUGAAACCAUAUCAGACUUAUAUCCUGAUAUUUUUAAUACUUCAAAAAUAUCAAAUAUAUUAAAAGAAAAUGAAGAAUUAUUAAAACAUUUUCAAAAUUUUAAUGAAACACAUAUUAAUAAAAUGUCAUCAUAUCCUUGCUUUUAUUUUCUUGGUACAGGCUGCUCAAUGCCUUCAACAUUUCGUAAUGUAUCAGGUAUUAUUUUAAGAAUACAAAAAAAUUUUAGUAUUAUCUUAGAUUUUGGAGAAGGUUCAUUAUAUCAACUAUAUUGGAUGAGUACUUCUUGGAUAAAUUUUUGUAACAUUAUUAAAUCAUUCAGAAUAAUUUUUAUUUCUCAUGCACAUGCGGAUCAUCAUGUUGGGCUUUAUUAUUUAUUGUAUAUGAGAAAAUAUCUAUUUCCAUCCCUAGAUGAUCCACUAAUAUUAAUUCCUGUAACAUUGAAAAAGUGGAUCAAUUUAUUUAAUGAAUUAUUUUUUGAUAAGAAAUUAAAAUUUGUAUAUCUUACUGAAAAUUUAGAAAUAAAGCAACAAAUUGAUGAUGACAACGACAUUUUGAAUAUUCACGUGUUUAAGGUUAAUCAUAUUAACGAAUCUUAUGGUAUAAAAAUAGAAAAUAAAAAAAUAGGAUCCAUUGUUUAUUCUGCGGAUACAAGACCAUGCGAAAACGUGAAAAAGUUUUCAAAAAAUUGUGACAUUUUAAUACAUGAAGCUACCUUUGAUGAUGAAUUAUUAGAAGAAGCAAUUAAUAAAAAACACUCUACUACAAAAGAAGCUAUGGAUAUAAGUUUGGAAGUACAAUGUAAAACAUUAAUAUUAACUCAUUUCAGCCAAAGAUAUCCAAAGAUGCCAAAAAUAAAUUUGGAGGGCUCAUCAGAAAUGCAAGAAAUAUCAAAUAAAACCAUAUAUAGUUUCGAUUAUAUGAAUAUACCCUUAAAUUUAAUAAACGAAUUGCCUAGAUAUUUCACCAUAUUAUUAAAUUUAUUAGAAAAGGUAUUUUAA
Messenger RNA from Plasmodium adleri (nom. inval.), 2559 nucleotides. RefSeq names its product tRNA 3'-trailer sequence RNase, putative. The record is from RefSeq and is a predicted model, not a curated record. The transcript has 6 exons. Lineage: Eukaryota; Apicomplexa; Aconoidasida; Haemosporida; Plasmodiidae. Gene Ontology annotation, molecular function: 3'-tRNA processing endoribonuclease activity. The coding region runs from base 1 to 2559 and encodes 852 amino acids. Gene Ontology annotation, cellular component: mitochondrion. Gene Ontology annotation, biological process: mitochondrial tRNA 3'-end processing.